This is a messenger RNA of Galdieria sulphuraria, 1572 nucleotides long. RefSeq names its product peptidase S58 DmpA isoform 1. The transcript has a single exon. The record is from RefSeq and is a predicted model, not a curated record. Bases 11 to 1096 code for a protein of 361 amino acids. Gene Ontology annotation, molecular function: aminopeptidase activity. Lineage: Eukaryota; Rhodophyta; Bangiophyceae; Galdieriales; Galdieriaceae.
UAGAGAUAUUAUGCGACUACUUCCGGGAAAUACAAACAGCAUAACAGAUGUCGAAGGAGUAAGAGUAGGUUCAGUGGAACACGAAACACUUUUGACUGGAACUACAGUAGUUGUACCAACGAAAGCUUGCACUACUGGAGUUUCUGUGUCUGGUGGUGCCCCAGGCUCUCGUGAAACUGAUGCGCUUCGUUCUGACUGUUUAGUGGGUUUAUCUCAUGCGGUAUUUCUUUCUGGUGGUUCAGUCUUUGGUUUGGAUGCAGGUUCUGGUGUCACUCAAGUUCUUACUGAACAAGGACAAGGUUUUAAUGCAUUUCGUCCACACGGAGUGCCUGCAGUUCCUAUAGUUCCUGGUUGUGUACUGUUUGAUUUAGGAAAUGGAGGAAACUGGAAAGAGAACGACGAGUUUAUUUCUCCCUAUCAAGAAUUGGGAAAGAAGGCUUGUUUGCAAGCGUUACGACAAAGGCCUUUUGCAAGUAUUCGUCUAGGAAAUGUUGGAGCUGGAACAGGAUCGAGAGCUGGAGCAUAUAAAGGAGGUUUAGGAAGUGCUUCUGCUAUAGAAGAAAAUGGUCAACUGCAAGUAGGAGCUCUAAUGGCAGUUAACUCCUACGGUUCUCCAGUUAUUCCAGGUUCCGAUAUUCUUUGGGCUUCUUUUUGGGAACAGAACAGAGAAAUGGGUGGAAUGAAAGAACAAUUGUAUCAUUCUUUUCAGUCAAAAUUUUCUAUACCUAUAGGGAUAGUCGAAGAUUGCAAAUCUUCUAUGACAGUGCACGAAAACACAGUAAUAGGUGUGGUUGCAACCAAUGCAGCUUUAUUUCCUGCAGAAGCAAAACGAGUUGCUAUCAUGGCACAUGAUGGUAUUGCACGAAGUAUAAAGCCUUCCCAUACAUUAGUAGAUGGUGAUGCGAUAUUUGUAUUAGCAACAGGAAACUAUUCUUUGCCAACUUUUCAAGAAGGUAAUAUUCAUCGAGCUAGAGUAGUUUCUUUAAUAGGAGCUAUUGCAGCGGAUUGUGUGACGAGGAGUAUUGGGAGAGCUAUGUGGGAGGCAAAGAGUAGCGGUAUGUAUUUAUCCUAUAGAGACUAUUUUAAAAAAGAAUAGUAUGAAAUCUAUAUUGUUACAUGAUACUUCAACACUGUCAUACUAUUCAGGACAACUUGAGUUUUCUUGUUCAUGUGGUUUCUCCUGUUGUAGUUGAAAUACCCUUCUUCUUUCUUCAAGUUGAGAAAGUGAACUGCCGAGUAUCUCAAAAGUACCCAAUAUAUCCGUGAGACUUGCAAGAAUAUUAUCGAGAUUCUAUUUAAAAUAAAAAGAAUAUUUCUAUCUAGUUCUUUGUUGUGCCUUACCUGGCCUACUCUCAAAGCAUGUUGUUUCUUUUGUUGUUUGAAUGAAUCCAUGGAAAGACAAUAAUUGGGCGGGUUAAGAGGAGAACGUCGAAUAGAUAUGUUUUGUCAAAAAUGAGGUUGUUUCCAAUAGAAAAGAAUGGCUUCUAUUCAAAAUGAAGCAACUUUAUCUAGUCUUUCACAGUACUCUCAAUCUCCUGUUUUCUUUUUAAUAUUAAAGAAGAUAUCGGAAAU